This is a messenger RNA of Papaver somniferum (opium poppy), 1155 nucleotides long. Its product is annotated as serine/threonine-protein kinase STY46-like. Gene Ontology annotation, biological process: protein phosphorylation. Bases 1 to 1155 code for a protein of 384 amino acids. The transcript is spliced from 5 exons. Lineage: Eukaryota; Viridiplantae; Streptophyta; Magnoliopsida; Ranunculales; Papaveraceae. The record is from RefSeq and is a predicted model, not a curated record. Gene Ontology annotation, molecular function: ATP binding; protein kinase activity.
AUGGGAACCUACUUCUCACAGCCUUCAGGCCAUUCAACUUCUAAUGUUGAUAAGCGGGUUACCCGGUCAGAAUUCAAUUAUGACCAAGAGAGGGAAAUUCAAGGGACAACAAGGGUCAAAUCCACCACGAGAACUCCAGUGCAGAGGGUGAAAGACUACCUAAGAGAAAUAACAAUGCUGAGCUCAAUACUAGACUCUUGCCUAUCUUCGCCAAUCACUCCCAGAAUACCAUCUUCACUGCGUCGCAGUUCAGGUUUAGCUGCUAUUGCUGAUCAAGCUAAGCUCAAUGGCUGGUACAUUGAGCCACAUGAGAUUGAGUUUAAAGAACAAGUAGGCCAAGGUAGUACAGCUGUAAUAUACAGGGGAUUAUGGAAAGCAAACGUUGUCGCAGUAAAAUGCAUACAUCCAGAAUUUUUCUACUCAAACGACAACCGUGUAGCAUUCUUUGUCCAAGAAAUCGAUACAUUAUCACGUCAAGACCACCCUUACGUGCUACGUAUCAUGGGGGCUUGUUUAGACCCACCAGAGUUUGGAUGGAUGGUAACAGAAUUUGUGAGCAUGACAUUGAAGCAAUGGUUGCAUGGACCUGAGGAUGAAAGGCGGAGAGAGAGAUUGGUUCCUCUUCCUUCGCUUCAAGAUCGAGUAGCAAAGGCUCUGGAGAUUUCUGAAGCUAUGGAAUACCUUCAUGGUCAGAAUCCUAAGUUAGUUCAUAGAGAUCUGAAGCCAAGUAACAUCUUCCUCGAUCAUGAAAUGCACGUACGAGUUGCAGAUUUUGGGCAUGCUAGAUUCUUGGAGGAGGGUGACCAGGCGCUGAGCGGGGAAACAGGGACAUAUGUUUACAUGGCACCAGAAGUAAUAAGGCUUGAGUCUUAUGACGAGAAGUGUGAUGUGUACAGUUAUGGUGUUAUCCUUAAUGAACUUAUCACAGGCGAGCAUCCCUACAUAGAAACUGAUUUUGGCCCUUCCAAGAUAGCAGUAGAAGUUGGAAACUGUAGGCUUAGGCCAAAGCUACCUGCAGCUGAUGAUGGCCAACUAGAAGAGCUCAUUGAUCUCAUUUCCCGUUCAUGGGCGGAAGACACCAAGAUUAGACCGUCAUUCUCUUCCAUUACAUGUAGCCUGAGAAAGAUCCAAGGAAUGUUAAUCACAGGUGCUUAG